Messenger RNA from Acipenser ruthenus (sterlet), 611 nucleotides. RefSeq names its product hemoglobin subunit alpha-like. Gene Ontology annotation, cellular component: blood microparticle; haptoglobin-hemoglobin complex; hemoglobin complex. The record is from RefSeq and is a predicted model, not a curated record. Gene Ontology annotation, biological process: hydrogen peroxide catabolic process; oxygen transport. The transcript is spliced from 3 exons. The coding region runs from base 66 to 497 and encodes 143 amino acids. Gene Ontology annotation, molecular function: peroxidase activity; oxygen binding; organic acid binding. Lineage: Eukaryota; Metazoa; Chordata; Actinopteri; Acipenseriformes; Acipenseridae.
AGCUCGAAUUGUCACCAGGUUCUAUUCCAAGCAUCGUUAUAACAGCUGGAAAAGAAACUACAAAGAUGCCGCUCACAGAUGCAGACAAAACCCACGUGAGGUCCAUUUGGUCCAAGGCAAGCGGCAAGGCGGAAGAACUCGGCGCCCAGGCUCUGGCAAGGAUGCUCGAGGCCUUCCCUAAUACCAAGACAUACUUCUCCCACUAUAGUGAUUUGAGUGUGAAAUCUGGUCAAGUGCACGUUCAUGGCAAGAAGAUCAUUGACGCCCUCACCGACGCAGUCAACCACAUAGAUGAUAUAACUGGGGCUUUGUCCGCACUGAGCACUAAGCACGCCCACACCCUGAGAGUCGAUCCUGCCAACUUCAAGAUCCUUUCCCACACCAUCCUUGUGGUCCUGGCCCUUUACUUCCCUGCUGACUUCACCCCGGAGGUUCACCUUGCAUGUGACAAGUUCCUUGCCGAAGUGUCCUACGCCCUGGCUGAGAAGUACCGUUAAAACACCGAAAGCUGAGUUAGAGACAGGAAUCUUAGCAGGCCAUGUCCAGACUGAUCUUUCAGUUGUUGUCAAUAAACAUGGAAUAAAUAAAAACUUGAUUUGUUUCCAUUAAAA